AUGUUUCGAUCUAUUACUCAACGCUUACGUCAAAGAGACGAUGAAUUUGAUGUUUUUGGAAAAAACGUUGCUGAUAAACUGAGAUCAAUGACUACGCAACAGAAAAUGUUGGCUGAGAAACUGAUCAACGAUGUAGUAUUUAAUGGACAAAUGGAACAACUUUCCCUAGAUUCAAAGUUAACAGUGAGACCUGAGAAAGAAAACACGAACAAUAAUACGGAAAGAUUUAAUAAUAAUAAUAUGGCCAUCAAUGGUCCUCAAUAUCAAUACCAAGUUCCUGUAGCCACACAUUGUCAACAACUCUAUUUAUCUGCUCCAGAAUGUACCGAAUCAUCUAUUCUUACAUCCACAGCUCUGACAAACCCACAGUUUUCAGGGACCGCAAAUUUACAACAAUUCGUUCCAGAUACAUCAAAUACAUUACAGUAUGUUACCCCUGAAUAA
Arctia plantaginis is the source of this 444-nucleotide messenger RNA. The record is from the annotation of a GenBank genome assembly. Lineage: Eukaryota; Metazoa; Arthropoda; Insecta; Lepidoptera; Erebidae.